CGAACGCUGUCUGCGGUGCUGAAAUAACACGAGUGCAUGAGAUUUCACAUCCAGUCUGCGUGGAGAGGAUGAGGGGCUUUCACAUGUCCACACAGCUGCUCAUGUUAAGCUGUUUUUGUGCCGUGCCGUGGGUCUUGGCUGAGAGCUUGACUGCUCCAGUGAACGUGUCCAUCAGAGAUCUAAAGGCCAGUUCUGCUGUAGUGACAUGGGACACACUGGACGGGGAGUCCGUCAUUGGAUUUGCCAUAACACAGCAGAAAAAAGAUGUUCACAUGCUGCGUUUUAUCCAGGAAGUCAACACUACCACGAGGAGCUGUGCAUUGUGGGAUUUGGAGGCAGAUACGGAUUAUAUUGUGCAUGUUCAAUCUAUCGGUAUAGAUAGACCAAGCCCCCUCAGUGAACCACUGCAUUUUAAAACCCUGAAGGAAGCUGAAACACAGGCUUCUAAAAGCAAAGAUGAAGUAACAAUGGAAGAAGUGGAACAGAGCACUCAGCUGAGGGCAGGAGAAAUCAUCAUUAUUGUGGUGGUACUGGUUAUGUGGGCAGGUGUGAUAGCUCUCUUUUGCCGUCAGUAUGACAUCAUCAAAGACAACGAGCCAAACAAUAACAAGGAUAAAGCCAAGAACUUGUCAGAAUGCAGUACACCUGAGCACCCAACCGGGGGACUGUUACGGAGUAAGGUAUAACCACUACCACUCGAGAGUCCAGUCGACACUAGGCAGUUCCUCAAAAACAAAAAUAACCGAACACCAUCUGUGAACAUCAUCAGAGUGUGACAGGACUUAAUUACACUUCUAAGGACUCAGCUUUUACCACAAUGCAAAAGAAUGGCCAUAAGUGCGCAUCCACUUUCAAAAUAAUCCAGCAAUUUUGGAAAUUUUCUGAAAGCUGGAAUAAUUCUGGAGGCCUGUGCACAGUGGCACUUACUGUAAGAGAGGCCAGAAAGGUGAACUUUCAUACGGUCCUUCUCUGACUCCAGUGGUUUGGAGAUAUCUGUGGUUUCCAGACAGGAGAAAUCCACAGAACGAAAUGCAAAGAAAGGAUUAACCCUUCUCUUUUAUCUCUAAACAAACAACUGAUGUUGGCGUCAUUACAGAGAUUUGCACAAGGAGAUCAGUGAACACAAGAAAAAACGCUUCGAUCAGCACCUACUCUAAAUCCUCCUCUUUUCAACUUGAAAACUCUUGAGCAUAGCUCUCAAUUUUUAUCUUGUUUAUCCUGUUUUCUCUUCACAUUUUUCAAAUGGCAUGUCCUUCCUCUACUCAAUGGUGAUGAAAGCUUUUAAAAACUCUUUGCUGUAAGCCACUAAAUUAAGUGCAUUAAAUACACUACCAGUCAAAAGUUUGGACACACCUACUUAUUCUUGAUUAUUGCAGUUUUUCACACUUUAGAAUAACAGUCAAAUCAUCAAAGCUUUGAAAUAACAGGUAGUGACCAACCCUAUCCAAUCCAACACAUCCAUUUCACAAAAUGUAUCUAAUCAUUUUAUAUUAGCCUACGAAACUAAUUUCAAGAUUUUAAGUAUACACUUUUAGAUCUAAAAAGUGUAAAGAUUGUGAAAAACAGUCAAGUGUGUCCAAAUGUUUGACUGGUACUGUAGACAGAAAACUGACUAAUAAACAGUCCUGAGUACAGAUGUUUCACAUCAUCAAGAUCCUCCAAGGCUAAAUCAAGCCUUACAUUUGCCAAACUAUUAAGCGAUAAUGGCUUGAUUCAAAUGGCUUAUUACCUCUCAGCGAAAGAAGCAUUUAUCCUAGCUGGCUUAUUUUGGGCUGGUUGAUUUAAGUUUGUUAGAGCAGUAGACAGAGAGAUCAGAGUAUCGUGGAAUAAUUUCACUGACUGCUCUCAUUUUUGGCAUAUAGAGGAGACUUCUAUAUUUGAUUGUGUUGUUAUCGUUCAUACCUACAGAGGUACAAACAAAACUAGUAUACUAGAUUCCAGUGUUUGGGAGUUAACCUUAAAACAUAUAAUUUAAAGCAGGUAGACUAUAAUAAAGCCGCUCAUGUGCGUUUGAUUAUUGCCUCAGAUAACUCGGAUGUAAAGUGAUGUAGCAAUUUGUUGCGUUACACAGCUACUCGUUGGGAAAAACUAACUUGUUACUUUGUCUCAGCCUCAGACGGCAUGCCCACGACCAUCUACAGUUUGUGCUCUAACCGUCUGAUGCACACAGCACACAAAAUCUGGAAAUGCUUUCUCGAACCAUGGAACUUCCGCGAGUAGAAGCAAACAGGAAUUUUCAUCAGUCUGCCUAGUUACUGAGUCUUGUUCACAAGGUUUCAUGUUAAUACAAUGAGCGCUUUUGAGGACAAAAUUAUCACCAGAUUUGUUGAAGUUUGCCAUGUUAGUGACAUCAAAUCUUUUAAAGAUAUUCAGAGUUUCGUUUGAGGCACGUAGCAGAAAGCAAAGUGGAUAUCCACAAGCAUAACUGCAUAUUCUGCUUUGUUUACUUUGUUAUGUCUGUAAAAUACUCUGUGAUGAAGUUUUUUUUGUGCUGUUUUUUGCACUUUCUACACAUUUUCUGCUAUUGUCCAGUGUGUUUUCUGAGCAAUCGCUCGCGGAGACUGCUGUGCCAUUAUAUAAAUUAUUUCUUUCCCUAUGAUGGCUUCUCCUGUCUAAAUGGGCAGUUCUUUUCCAAUUGAAGCUGCUAUAGAUCCCAGACCUUUACCGAAGUCAAAGGUCUGGCUACGUGAGACUACUAAAAAGCUACAGUAUUUUGAAAACAGCUAAGCUGUCAUAAUACUGAAAAAUGUUGUUAGUAGAAUCGCAAUUUAUUUACUAAUUAAGCCGGGUUUACACUUUAUGAUUUUACCAUCUGAGACAAAUUUCGCAAAGCGUAAAGAAUUUAGUCAGCUCUCUUUGAUCAUUUAGUGUGACAUGUUUAUCGGUGGCCGAUUAAAGGAGCAUUCUGUGUUCAAUACAAUUUAAGCUCAAUUGACAGCAUUUGGGGCAUAAUGUUGAUUACCAAUUUUUCUCUAAAAAAGCACACACAAAAAAUCGAAGUUACAGCAAAGUACUUGGAAGUGAAUGCCACCAAAUUUAGAGGGUUUAAAGGAAGAAAUGUGAAGCUUGUAAUUAUUUUAUAAAGCACUUUCAUUUAUUCAUAAAUCUCUUGUAUUAUUUGAGCUGUAAAGUUGAUUAAAUCAAUCACUUUUAUGGUAAUUUUAGUGUUGAUGGCAUUGUGUCACCAUGGCAAUAAAAUGUUAAAAUUUGAUUUAACUUUACACAGAAAAGGUAAGUAAGCAAUUUUAUCACGCUAAAAUCAUGUUAACAUGCAUAUUGCAUAUUGUCUUGUGGCUACACUUUUAAAACAGUGAGUAUUUUAACGUUUAUGGAUUGGCCACAUUCACGUCCAUCGUAAGUGCCUCACUGUAACCCAGAUUUUUGCUUAUUCAGGAGGGAAAACAUUUAUAAUAUUGAAUUUUUGUGGUAAUCAACAUUAUGCCACAAUUGUCGAUUGAGGUUAACUUGUAUUGAACCUGGAAUAUUCCUUUAAAUGCCUUUGCGAUUGAUCUUAGCCUCCAACGUUCUGGCAGUCAGUUGUGCAGUGACUGCUCCAGUGACCACUAGAUAAGGUAAAACACUUAGUCAGCGCUGUCAAUCACGACAACUGGGACCAAAGACUUGGCUACGAUGUGUAUCGCACAGUCUGACAAGCAACAAUUGUAAAGGACAGUAAAAAUCAUACAGUGAAUACCUGGCUUUACUCCCCAACACUUAAAUGCUAUUAUUGUAGUUUUGUUUGGUUGUGCAUAUUUACUCUCACAUAAUGUAUAUUCUGUAAUUAGACUCAUAGUAGUAGGGCUGUAUAAUUUAAACAUUCCAAUAGUGUUUGUGUAAGUUCUACAAUUUCACAGAUUGUCUUAAUAGCAAUAUGUUGUAAAUGUCUCUGGUGAGGGGUUUUAAUAGUUUUAAAGGUGUAAGAAAGAAUUUUGUGGUUUUCUGAAGUCACAUCCACACUAAUCCAUUUGAAAGUUUCCAAAUAUCAUAAUUUUCCAAGGUAUGCGGUUAUGGAGAGUUCUGGUGGGAAUGUGAGGUGUAACAUAGUGAAAUGAAUGCGUUUUCGAUCGAAAAUGUGAUUGCGUGAAUGUGAUCGUGGCCUAAAAGAUGGAGCAUAUACUGUAUUCUCUGGCUUGACACUCGAAUAUACAACUUUUAUUCUUAUAUUUCUUUGCAGGACAUCCACUGUGCUUUCUCAUGGAUGUCCAUGUUGUCUCUGGGGGAGACUAACCGCCUCUCUAAACAAGGGCUGAACAUGUUUCACAUCAGCAAUAACACAAUGGGGCAUGUGACCGGCCUUCAUGCAUUGCACUUAAUUGAUGGGACUGUCAAUGGCGGUCAAUAACUUCAAAAUUAUGGGAAUUAAAGGACUACAAUCACUGUAACUAUGUUCUCAAUAUACUGUGUGUAUUUUCCACACUCUCAUGCAACCAUUAAUUGUCAUUAAAUCUGAUCCAUGGAACUGAAAAAGUCUUUUGUGCUUUGUUACACACUUUAAAGUGAAUUGUAAAAUGUAUGCACUACUAGCAUCAGCAAACAGAACUGCAAAAUUAAU
Myxocyprinus asiaticus (Chinese sucker) is the source of this 4552-nucleotide messenger RNA. Its product is annotated as fibronectin type III domain-containing protein 5-like. The record is from RefSeq and is a predicted model, not a curated record. The transcript is spliced from 6 exons. Bases 69 to 686 code for a protein of 205 amino acids. Gene Ontology annotation, molecular function: protein binding. NCBI's taxonomy places the organism in Eukaryota, Metazoa, Chordata, Actinopteri, Cypriniformes, Catostomidae.